Messenger RNA from Anopheles coustani, 3785 nucleotides. It is a transcript of the gene Graf, whose product is annotated as rho GTPase-activating protein 26. The transcript is spliced from 16 exons. The coding region runs from base 78 to 3155 and encodes 1025 amino acids. Gene Ontology annotation, biological process: signal transduction. The record is from RefSeq and is a predicted model, not a curated record. Gene Ontology annotation, molecular function: protein binding; GTPase activator activity. Lineage: Eukaryota; Metazoa; Arthropoda; Insecta; Diptera; Culicidae. Gene Ontology annotation, cellular component: cytoplasm.
CGAUUCUGCCAACACUAGCUCCUUGUUUUAUAUUAAAUGGAGUGUGAUAUUGCUGUGCUGCGUGUUGAUACAGAAAAAUGGUGAAGUUACAACCGUUGGAAUUUAUCGACUGUUUGAUCGACAGUCCCGAUUUUCGUGAAAAUUUAAACAAACAUGAGAAAGAAUUGGAAAAAACCAGCCAACAAAUUAAACGCAUCAUCAAAGAAAUUAAGGACCUGCUUGCCGCUGCCAAAAGUCUGUCGCGAGCGCAACGUACACUAUCAAAAAGUUUGAAAGAAUUCAAUUUUGAAUGUAUAGGGUCUACUCAAACUGAUGAUGAACAGGUGAUAGCAGAUAGUUUAAAACAAUUCAGUAAACUUAUUUCCGCCAUUGAAGAAGAGCGAGACAAUAUGCUUGACCGUGCCCAUGAUCAAAUAGUGUUGCCGUUAGAAGAGUUUAGAAAAGUACAUAUUGGUGGUGUUAAGGAAAACAAAAAAAAAUAUGAUAAGAAAACGGCGAAGUUUUGUCAAGCCCAGGAACGUUUUCUUAAUAUGUCUUCGAAAAAAGCGUCACCAGCGGUCGUUGAGGCUGAUGCAUCCUUGGGAAUGCUCGAAAGAGAGUAUCUUAGAGAAUCGUUGAGUUACGUUUUGGGCAUACAAGAAGUACAGGAACGGAUAAAGUUUGAGUUUGUGGAAAUCAUUUUAAGAUUUUUAUCCGAUUGGCUAGUAUUUUAUCAUCUUGGCCAUGAAGUAGCGGAAGACGCUAAAGAAUAUUUAUCGGACCUUCAGCUGAAAGUUCAAAAAACUCGAGAAAAUUUCGAUGAAACUCGACAAAAGGCACAGGAGCUGAAAAAUAAAUACAUGGACAGCAAAAUGAAACCGGACAGUGAAUAUACCAAGCAAGGCUAUCUAUAUUUGAUGGAAAAAAAGUUCGCUGUUGUAACAUGGUCAAAGUAUUACUGCACAUAUAAAAAACAAAGCAGAGAGUUUUCUAUGGUGCAAUAUAACCAAAUGUCCGGACGUUCGCAACAAACCACGCCUGAAGUUUUUACACUUGUUUCAUGCACGAGAAGACUAUCUGAGUUUGAAAAACGGUACUGCUUUGAUCUCAUGUUUAACGAAAGGACCACAAUGAUAUACACAUUCCAAGCCCUCAGUGAGGAAGACAUCAAAGCUUGGCUUGAUGCAAUGGAUGGGAAAGAACCGGCACAUUUAACGCUGUCAACUAAGUACAACGAAGAUAGCACAUUGGACGAAGUUGGAUUUUCGUUUGUAAGAAAAUGUAUAGAAGUUUUGGAAAAACGUGGUCUGGAAGAAGAGGGUUUAUACCGCAUUGGAGGUGUUAGCACGAAAAUCGCAAAAUUGUUACAGAUGGGAUUGGAUCGUAAAAAGACUGAAAAGGAACGUCUUAGUUUCUUCAAUGACGAUCAAACGGGUCCCAAUACGGAAAUUCUCGAAAGUAAAACGAUUGCCAGCGCGCUUAAGCAAUAUCUGCGUCAUUUGAACGAACCAUUAAUGACAUUCCGUUUGCAUCAUGCAUUUAUAGCGGCUGCUAAACAAGAAACACGAGCAAAUAGAAUCAACGAAGUUCAUCAAUUGGUAUAUAAGCUACCGAGAAACCGUUUUGAGAUGCUGGACAUUGUCAUUUGCCAUUUAAAAUCGGUUUCACUGAAAUCUGAUCGUAAUAAGAUGUCUGUCUUCAACCUUGGAGUCGUUUUUGGCCCGACAAUUUUACGAGCUGCUGAAGAAACGGUUGCUGCUAUAUUGGACAUAAAGUUUAAUAAUGUCGUAAUCGAAAUAUUGAUUGAAAAUUAUGAUAAAAUUUUCAAAAGCAUUCCGCCAACAGUACAGCUCGGUGGUACCGUUGAUUAUGUAACACAUUCCAUUACCAAUGCUUCAUUCCAAGGACCGCGUAGCGAUGGGAGUGGUGUUCCUGGUUCAUUAACCGUAGGACACACCUCCACAAUGGCCAGUGGCGGUUAUUCCAAAGAAAGUACAUCAUCUUCGGCACAUCCUAUUUACGCACAAGCACAACCAGUUGUUCGUGUAGUCGCAAAGUCAAAUUAUACGGAAUCAGUCAUGUCAUCAAGUUUGCAAAACAUAUCCAAUGGAUUAACUCAGCUGUAUAGCAAGGGCACGAACCACUAUCCCACAUAUGAAGCCAAACCAACUAUAAUUUCUUCAUCAAAUAUCAACCCGGGAUCAUCUGCAGCUAUGGUUCGAGAUCAAGCAGUACUAAGUCAAUUAAAGUCUAAUACUAGCUCGCCGCCUAAACAUCAUCAUGGACUACAUCAUCAACAACCUUUAAUGAUCAAUUCUUCGGCGUAUCAUAACACAACAAAGGGGAGUAGCCCUAGUAACGUUCUUAACUACAAACAUCACCAACAGCCGGCUUCUUCCAUAUCAGUUGGUUCGUCUGUAUCCGGCAGUAACCAAAUGUCUCCAAACUACGAUCGUGCAAUGCAUCAUCAUUACAAGGUGCGUAGUAAUGGUGGAAGUGGUACGGCUGGUAUUGAUGGUAUAGGCAGUAGCGUGUACGGAAGAGCAUCGGUAUUAGCCAGCAGUGAUUCUAAUUUGACUGGUUCACGUAAGGAACUUUCAAUUUAUGAACGCAUCAACUCGACGAGCAGUUCCAACGAGUCUGUAUGUUCUUCGUCUGGAGGAGGUGCUACAGGAAUUUCGACAGGAGUCUUUCAACCCAAUCAUGGAAGCUGGGCAGGAAACGAUUUCAAUAGUAUUAUUAUAAGCAACAAUAAUCCAUCAACAUUCACUCCUAUGAAUGCUCCUGGGAACAGCGGCAGCUCUGUGGGAUUGAUUACUUCACUAGGUGGUGCCGUAUCCGAUGAUUCUGCCAGUCCAAGCUGCUAUAAGCCGAAGAAGUCUCAACGGAUUAAAGAAACUGGUCGUGGUUAUCAAACACAGCACGCACAACAUCAUUUGAUGCCUUCGCAACCGUUUGUGCAACAGAAGGUAGAUAAGCAAACAUUUCCAGCAAGAGAAAACUUAAGGGUGCGAACACUUUACGCAUGUUUGGCUGAAAAUGAUGGUGAAUUGUCAUUCGAGCCCAAUCAAAUCAUAACAAAUGUACGACGUUCAAAUGAACCAGGAUGGCUAGAAGGAACGCUGAAUGGUAAAUCUGGUUUGAUACCCGAAAACUAUGUUGAAAUACUAAAGUAAAAAAUAACGUAUCCCACAUAACGUAUCCUGCAGUCACUAGCAUGUAAUAGAAUGUGAUGGAUGAUUGUUACACGCUGUUUGUGUAUGUUAACGUAUUGAUGUGAGCCAAAUACUUGAAAAUAAUAGUGAAAAUACAUUUAAUGUAACAUACAAUGUGCAUACAUUCCACAACAAUUUGCUGCUGUCAUUAAGCUAGCAUGCAAACUAGCAUUUUCUUAUGUGAAUUAGAUAAGUCUUUAUGAAAGUUUUCCAUUUUUUAUAACUUUUAUUUUCGUUAUGAGAGUAAACUCGGUUAAACUAUAUACAACAAAAACUUUAUGUUACAAUACCUUUAUGCCAUUAAAUAUUUAUUACAAACAUCUUUUGUAAUAAUUGUUCUACUAAUUGUAUUAUUUUAUCGAAAGGUUGUAGGGCUUCGUUUUGUAUAAAGUAUUUGAUCAACAAUUUUUAAUAUAAGGUAGGAAUAACAAUGUGAGAUGCGUUGUAGAACACCAAAAUAACUGUAAAAUUGGAAAAAUAUUUUAUAAACAAUGUAUAUUAAAUACCCACCUUAUCAACAUGCUUAUAACUUGCGUAUUUUUUUAAAUAUUUCAAGUGCAAUAAAGUAUAUUUGAAUAUGCUUGUAACAAU